AAUUUUAGUUGAGGUUUUAGUGUUUAUCAAGUCUUCUAAGAAUUAUCAAUGCUGGUCGGCAAUACAAAAUUCACUUUCUUUAAAAAAAAAUAUGUGCGUGAAGGCUGAAGUUGGAAGUUGAUUAAGCUUUCCCACUAUAAAACUCUUUUAGACAAUGAACUUCAAUGAAUUUGAAAAGGAGUGCCUAGAGGCGCACAAUCAAUACCGAGCCAAGCACGGCAGCCGACCACUAGUACUAGAUCGUGGCAUCUGCAAUUAUGCUAAAGAGUGGGCGGAGGUAUUAGCGCGCGGAAAUAUAUUUCAGCAUCGUUCCAAUAAUCGUUAUGGUGAAAAUCUCUACAUGUCAGUGGGUGGGGCAAGUGUCAAUGGCAGUGAUCCUGUCAUCAAUUGGUAUGCCGAGAUAAAAGAUUAUGAUUUCCUGAGUGGCGGUGAGUUUAGCGCGAAAACAGGACACUUUACACAAGUUGUAUGGAAGGAUAGCCAGCGUUUAGGCGUGGCGAUGGCGAAGAGCGGAAAUCGUAUUUACAUUGUUGCCAACUAUGAUCCGCCGGGUAAUUAUAGCGGUCGGUAUUCGGCAAAUGUAUUGCCUGCUAAGCGUUCGCGCUCAAACUGGCUUAAGACGUAUUCCGAGCAAAAAAUGGCGACAGUGAAGCGCACCGUUGUCAUUAAAAAGGUGCCCGCUGGCGGUGGUGCGCCCAACCAGCCGCGACCCAAGCCAAUUACAAUCUCACAGGCGGACUUCGAAAAGGGUUGUCUAGAAGCGCAUAAUAAAUUUCGCGCCAUGCAUGGCACACCGCCGCUCUCCAUAAACCCGAACCUAACGCAAGUCGCAUCCAAGUGGGCACAGAGCCUCGCGCAGCGCCAGAAAAUGGAGCACAGUCCAAAUGGCAAAUUCGGUGAGAAUAUUUACUAUAGCAGCGGCCAGCAGGUGAUGCCGGAUAUGCCGGCCAAAAUGUGGUACGACGAGAUCGCUAAAUAUGAUUUUGCCAAGGCGCAGUUUAAUCCCUACACCGGACACUUUACACAGCUAAUAUGGCGCGAUACGAAACAAGUGGGCGUGGCUUAUGCAAUGGCUGGUGAAAAAGUUUGGGUGGUCGCUAAUUACGAUCCACCCGGCAAUGUGAAUGGAAUGUUUAGAGAAAAUGUGCCGCCAAAAAACUGAAACGCAAAAGAGAAUCCAGCUUUGAUGAGUACUUCAGAGCUACUGCGGCGAGAACAUUUUAAGGAGAUGGAGGAUCUUCUACUGAGCCACUCGAGUUAGGACUCCACAGCUCCAUUCACAUGGAUGGUAUUCAAAAAGGAGAAAACACACAACAACAAAGAGCAUUUCAAAUUAAAUUAAAACAUCAAUUAAUAUCAAUUUAUGUGAAGCUUAAUAAUGAUUCGAACUAAAGGUAAACCAGCUAUUCUGGUAUUUCGAGAUUUCAUCAUGUGCUAUACUGGCCCAAGCUGCCCUGCUACCACUUCUUAUGAAUAUCUUUCUGAUUUCUAUUGAGAUACUUCUGAUUGGGUUCUACGAAGGAGCAAGUACAAGUUGAAGGACACAGUGAAUCUGCUACAAUGCUCUUGUGCACAAAGUUACCAAAUAUGAAGGAAUGUUAAAUUUGAGGAAUAGCUUAGAAGGUCAAUCCACUGACCGUUUCAUGCUCAACCAUUAUCGUAUUGGAACAGAAAAUGAAACUUCACAGGAUCGACUUACUGCAAGAUAACAACUUACUAGUGUUUUUCGUCGCCGGUGAGCCCUUCCGUGCUUCCUCCUGGUAACUAGUCUGCUAGUGGAUAUUCUCUGCUCUGCUUUAAUGUAUAACGUUCAAGGUCAAGAGCCGCGAAGGUCAUGGCUAUGACCAAAAGAUCAAAUGAUGAAUGACUCAUCAUACCCUUCACGCUGAUCACAUUUAAGAGAAUCGACUUACUGCGUUGUACUAACAUUAGGUGGCUUCGCAAUUGAUUAGUGGUCCGUGCACUUGACUUUUGGCUCACUCUCGCGUCUGCUGUUCGAUAGGCUUUGCUUUGCUCUGCUGUUGGAUGGUCUCUGUUCUGCUGCUCAGUAUAGCGUUCCGUAAGAGAUCAAACGUGGAAUGAGUCAGAAUCAUCUCAAUCUUAACCACUGAUUCUUCUACUCUCAAAUAUGAAUAUUUGCCGGAAGAUGAACUCACCUUAUACCUAUGGCGUGAUGAUAUCAGAAGUAUUGUGAGAAUAAGCUAUCGCAUUUAAUACUUUCAGGUGUAGAGACAUUUUUGUUGGUGUAAUGACCAGCCUGGAAAUCCAUUUACUUACCCACCGAUGCUACAUUGAACUGAGUAGGGAAUUGUAAGGCUCUCUCUUGAUGAACCAAAACCAAACUCAACAAGUCAUUCAGUCAGUCAACAAGCUUUUGUGAAAAAUGUAUGGUCUUCCGCGCCUUGGGAACCUCAAACACUGAUGGAAUGAUGAGCUGUGCGAGAUGCGAUGACAUGAAUGGAGCGAUGAAAGAAAAAACGGUCAAGGAGAGCUCUCCACCCUUUAAUGCAUUCAAUACAGUAUCCACCUGUGGAUACAGAGAAUGGGGAUGACUUUUUCUCUGCUGGAAAAAUCAGUUCGAGAAAAACUUGGCUUACUUGGUGUCUACAAUGACCGCAAAAUGGCGAAGAAAACGAGCAAAUAGGGACAGCCCUGCUCUUUAUGAGACUGUAAUCGCAUAAGUGGUAUCAACGGUAGUGUAGAAUAACAAGAAAAAACCUUUGUGAACUAAACACUCAAGGAAAACAAAAUAGUUUUCGGAAAGCAGCGAAGGUAUUUCCAUACCUAAAAACCUAACUCGCAGAGGCUGAUGCAGAUUGCUACCUUUCUUCGAUGAGAAGUAGCCGUUUCUCUUCUCUCAAAUUUCAGCAAGGAGCCAAGCAUUUAUGUAUAUUCAGUAACAAUUUUUACCUCGACUGCUAAUUAAGCCCAUAAAUUUAUGACAUAGAAAAUAUGGCUGGUGUCCACCUACUCUACGUCGUAUUUUUUUCACCUCCGCUCAUUCGAUUGGUAAUUAAAGCAUAAAUUUCAACCACAUUCAAACAUAUAGUGGAUACAAGCAUGGUGAGGAUGGAAAGACACUCCACAUGCAACAACUCACACAAAGCCACUCACCAAUUGCCUAAUUAAACGCAGCUCCCGCCGUACAAACCCCAGCCAGCCAAUGUCACAAAAAUAGCCAUAAGAGAGCGCUGAGUUUUUCCCCUCCUCAAUUUUGUACUUCUCUUCGUCUCCCUCUUUCUCUCUCGCUCUAUGGCCGGCUUAUUAAAAUUACGCGUCAUCGGUAAUAUUAAACAGAAUUAAGUGGCAUUCAGGUAAACACGUUUCUAAUAAAGCGACCGAGAGAACGACUCACUAACGGUAUAUGUUGACGGUUAGUAUGUCAGCGUCGCUUGGUUUGGCGGUAGAACCAAUAUGAUUUUCUUCACUCCUUCAUUACACAGCGGGACAUUAAAGUUUCAACAUAAUUCUUAUUAAAAUUAAAAUAGAGACAUGUUUAUGAUAUGGACGUGAACGUGAGAGUUUGAGAGCGUGUGUAGGUGAAGGCUCUAAAUACGUGGCUUGGCAAAAUGUGGGGAAAUUUAAGAGAAAAAACCAGUAAAAUAUCAGAAUGUAAAGGGUGAUUUAUGAUGAGUUGUGACGAAGUUGGUCAGUAUGAAAAAAAAACAAUAAAGAUAUAAACUCUGCUCAUGA
Messenger RNA from Ceratitis capitata (Mediterranean fruit fly), 3693 nucleotides. Its product is annotated as GLIPR1-like protein 1. The coding region runs from base 155 to 1162 and encodes 335 amino acids. Gene Ontology annotation, cellular component: extracellular region. Lineage: Eukaryota; Metazoa; Arthropoda; Insecta; Diptera; Tephritidae. The record is from RefSeq and is a predicted model, not a curated record. The transcript is spliced from 6 exons.